UCCUUUUCACAGGCAGGUGCCCCGCCAGCUUUUCGCUUUUUUUUAAGCUUCUUUCAACAUCUAAGGAGAAACUCAUAACUGUCAUUUUGCGAGUUACUUGGCGCGUCUUGUUAGCAGCGAUGGCGGCGGGUUGGUGGUAUAAAUAGAGAAGUGAAUUUAUCAGCUGACACACAUCGCACGGACUCUGGAGACUGAUGCGCUUUGACUCGUUUGCACACCUGCCUUUAUUUCGAGUAGAACUGAUUUACAGCCGGAUCACAGAAACACACAUUACUUUGUUCGUUUGGUUGUUUUAACUUUCAGCACUUGUUGAAUUGCGCGCCGCUCUGAAGAUGUGGUGGAUGCUGUUUCCGCGCUGGAUCUGGUUCCUGACGUGUGUGUCAGUGUGGAUGGAGCUCCAGGUCGGAGUUUUGACCCACAUUGACUAUACGCACGGGGGGGAUCUGCCCCAAUGAUAUGAACCCCAACCUGUGGGUAGACGCCAUGAGCACCUGCACACGAGAGUGUGAAUCUGACCAGGAGUGUGAGUCCUAUGAGAAGUGUUGUCAAAAUGUGUGUGGGAAUCGAAGCUGUGUAGCAGCCCGUUAUGUGGAUGGAAAGAAGGGCCCCGUGGGAAUGCCAAAGGAAGCAACCUGUGCCAGUUUCAUGUGCACUCAGCAGGGCUCUGAGUGUGACAUCUGGGACGGUCAGCCGGUGUGCAAAUGCCGGGACCGCUGUGAGAAAGAGCCACAUUUCACCUGCGCCUCUGACGGCAUGACCUACUACAACAAGUGCUACAUGGAUGCAGAGGCAUGCUCCAAGGGCAUCACCCUGACUGUUGUCAUAUGCCGCUUCAAUCUGAUGUGGCCCAACACAAGCCCUUCUCUGCCCCAGGUGACCACUCUCCGGCCAACCACUGCGACCCUUCAGGCGACUAUCCCACCCACCACUGAGCCUCAGCCACCUGUGCUGAUCAGCAGCCCCACUCCACAGACUGUGAAUGUCGGGGAAACGGCAAGCUUCCUGUGUGACAUCAUCGGUCGCCCCCGGCCUGAGAUCACAUGGGAGAAGCAGAUGCCUGAUGGGGUAGAGAGGGUUCUCAUGAGGCCCAAUCAUGUUAGGGGUAACAUGGUGGUCACAAACAUCGGUCAGCUUGUCAUCUAUAAUGCCCAGCUGCGUGAUUCAGGCAUCUACACCUGCACGGCUCAGAACCCAUCUGGUUUAGUGCAAGCCAAACACCCAUUUACUGUGUUGCCCACAGAGUUACACAAAACUCCUGAACCCAAGAACCAGACCCGCUGCCUGCCUGACGAGUGUCUGAAACCCCUUGAUAGUGCAGAGGAUUGUGGGAGUGAGCUGCAGAAAGUCAGCUGGUACUACGAGUCCAAAUCCAACAACUGCUUCUCCUUUACGCACUGCCACAACAACAGCCAGCAGCCCAGGAAGGUGUUCCAGACAUACGAGGAGUGCAUGCAGUGCUGUGGUCCAGAACUGUUGGGCCCCUGUGGGCUCCCCACCCUGCAAGGCCCCUGCAAGGCGUACGAGCCGCGGUGGGCGUACAGCACCACCCUGCAGCAGUGUCAGUCCUUCAUUUACGGAGGUUGUGAAGGAAAUGAAAACAACUUUGAAUCUAAAGAAGGCUGCGAGGAGAUGUGCCCCUUCCCCAAAAACCAAAACUGCAAGGCCUGUAAGCCGAGAGGCAAGAUGGUGACGAGCUUCUGCCGCAGCGACUUCGUCAUCCUGGGUCGCAUGUCUGACCUCACGGAGGAGAAAGACUCAGGCCACGCCCUCGUGACUGUGGAGGAGAUCUUCAAAGAUGAGAAGAUGGGUCUCCGCUUCUUUGGCAAGGAGCCCCUUGAGGUCACUUUUAUCAACAUGGACUGGAACUGCCCAUGCCCCAACAUCACAGCUGCUGCUGCAGAGGGCCAGGUCAUCAUCAUGGGCAAUGUCAGCGAUGGCAUGGCCAUCCUUCAGCCUGAGAGUUACGUGGGUGCAUCUAGCCCUCGUCGGGUACGGAAACUGAAAGAGGUCAUCUCUAAGAACACAUGUGACAUUCUCAAAGCGAUCACCAACAGCCCUCAGUAGGGCUAAUAUCUGUACAUAACGUUAAGCUGUUAUAUUCUGAACAUUGCCCACAGUACUGUCGAGAUCUUUGAGCAUUCUAGCUACAUUUGGAGUUCUUAAUGUUUUACUAUGAUAUUGUUUAUGUUUUGUGUUGUCAGUUUGCAGGGAAGCAUUUCUUUGUCCAGCCAUUGGAGUUAUUAACCCAAAUGCCAUGUAUGUGAACACAGGAGAGUUUCUUUACUCUGUCCUCCCUCAUAUCCUCUCUCACCUAUGCAGAAAUAUAGCUUGUAGACAUUUGGCAUCAAAGCAUGAAACAAUUUGAACUCUCCAUUUUAAAUACUUGGUAUGUGACCAGGAACUUUUAGCAUCCUAACAUUUACUCGGUGUGGCACACCAGGACAUGUGCCAUACUGCAUAUGCAGUAUGACUGCAUAGAUUUCAUCCAAAUGAAUGAGUUGUAAAAUAUUCUAUUUACCACAUUUUCUCCAAAGCAGUUGCUCAUUUUAUAUCGUCCUUCUCUUAUUUCUUGGGUAUUUAUUACCAUGGAAGCUUGUCUUUGAUUUUGUACCUCACAUCCUCUCUGAAAUCAAGUGGACUUUUGUAUUUUGUGUAAUGUAUAAAGAAAAUA
Molecule: messenger RNA, 2671 nt
Organism: Oreochromis niloticus (Nile tilapia)
Lineage: Eukaryota; Metazoa; Chordata; Actinopteri; Cichliformes; Cichlidae
Gene: wfikkn2b
Product: WAP, follistatin/kazal, immunoglobulin, kunitz and netrin domain containing 2b
Exons: 2
Coding region: 457-2064 (535 amino acids)
Biological process (GO): transforming growth factor beta receptor signaling pathway
Cellular component (GO): extracellular region
Molecular function (GO): transforming growth factor beta binding; serine-type endopeptidase inhibitor activity; receptor antagonist activity
Source: RefSeq, a predicted model, not a curated record